CGCGAAUUUCGGGAUCACUGACAGUGGGUGCGGGAUAUUUUGCGGUACGGACCCAGGAACCAAGUGUGCGGGGCGAGAGUGGCGUCAGUGGUCCCGUCAUGCUCCGGGCGAGCGCGGCCACUUCCUGUGCGCACAGCGGGCUGGGUAUGAGCAGCUCUGGGCGCUAAACCUACGGCUGAUCCCUGCGAGUGGAACCUUCCUGAGUGAAAAUGCAGGAGGCAUCUGAGGAUGGGGAGGAGAAGGUGACGGCUGGCAUGGAGUCUUUGGCUGUAAAGGAAGGAGGAGAAGGGGAAGAGGAGGAGGAGGAAGAGGUGGAAGAACAGCAGAAAGUGGAAGAGGGAGAAGCAGAAGAACAGCAGGAAGAACAUGGAGAAGAGGAAGAGGAGGGGGAAGCAGAGGAAGGGGAGGACUGGUGCAUAGCGUGCAGUGAUGAGGAGGUCGAGGAACCUGAGGGGUGGAUCCCACCUCCGGAAGACAUUAAAAAACUGUAUGAGUUGUUGGCCAGCGAGGGAACGCUGCCUCUGCAAGUGGACAUACUGCUUCGCCGGCCCCCCACCCCUGAACCCGACCCUCUGGAUAACGAAUCCGAUCAGGAGGCAGAGGAGGAGGAAGAAGAGCAGGAGACGCCCAACAUUCCCACUGAGUUUGAUUUUGACGAUGAACCAGUGACCCCUAAAAAUUCUCUGAUUGACCGUCGGAGAACGCCAGGGAGCACCGGGCGCAGCCAGAAGAGAGAGGCCCGACUGGACAAGGUUCUGUCCGACAUGAAGCGGCACAAGAAGAUUGAAGAACAAAUCCUGAAAACUGGGCGCGACCUGUUUGACAUGGACCCCGACUCUGUUCCAACCCCAAAACGCUCCUCUGCCAUCUUCCCUCGUCAGCGGAAAUACUGAGCGGGGGUGGGGGGUGUUUAAUGGCGCCAGUGUAGUCGCGCUGCCAUAUUUACUGUCCGACCCGCCUGAGAGGCACCGAGUGGAUACGGAUGUGCCAAGUGACUGUUCCCUUCCCAUGGGGCUGCUCUGUGUGUUUAUUGUUCCCUUACUUACAUUUAUUUUAUUAUAAAAGACUGCAAAUA
Messenger RNA from Xenopus tropicalis (tropical clawed frog), 1075 nucleotides. RefSeq names its product PAXIP1 associated glutamate-rich protein 1 (gene pagr1). The record is from RefSeq and is marked provisional. Lineage: Eukaryota; Metazoa; Chordata; Amphibia; Anura; Pipidae.